This is a messenger RNA of Alnus glutinosa, 696 nucleotides long. RefSeq names its product NAC domain-containing protein 41-like. The transcript has 2 exons. NCBI's taxonomy places the organism in Eukaryota, Viridiplantae, Streptophyta, Magnoliopsida, Fagales, Betulaceae. Gene Ontology annotation, molecular function: DNA binding. Gene Ontology annotation, biological process: regulation of DNA-templated transcription; system development. The record is from RefSeq and is a predicted model, not a curated record. Bases 1 to 696 code for a protein of 231 amino acids.
AUGGCAUUUUGCGGGAGGUUUCAGAUACCGGUGGGGUUUCGUUUUCACCCUACUGUUGAAGAACUUUUUCUCUUUCUGCGAAUGAAAGUGAAUGGAGAGCGAUUACCUCACUCUGCGAUUGGUGAGUCUGAUAUUUACGGUGAUAAGGAGCCGUGGAAGAUAUUCGACAAGACACAGAAAGAGCACUUCUUCGUCUUCACCAAAUUGAAGAAGAAAAGCAAAUCAAGGAUAGACAGAAUCGCUGGCUGUGGGACUUGGAAGAUCGAUCACACCGAAAAAGUUCAUGAUCGUAAAAACAAACUCAUUGGGUUCAAGAAAUCCUUUGUGUUCGAAUAUAAGAAGAACAAGGCCAAGGCUACUGCCGGCUGUGGACAUUGGAUUAUGAACGAAUUUUCUCUUCGAGACUACUCACAGGCGGAAGAUAAUUUUGAUGAGUACGUCCUAUGUAAAAUAAGAAACAAAGACUUGGAGAAAAAGAAAUAUCAUCAUGUUCAUGCUCAUGCCCAUCAAGUUCCAGUCGUCGAAAUAAACCAGAAAAAUUUGAACCCGGGGGAAAAAAAUUCUGUUGCUGCUGUGCCGAUUUCAUCAUAUUCAACAACAUCCACACCAAUAUUAUCGGUAUCUGCAUCUGAACAAGAAAUGAUCGAUGAAAUGGUUGCUGAACUUAUGUGUGAUGUAUUAUUCUUUGAUCAUUAG